GUGGGUCUUCUCUUCUUUGGUUAAAUAAUAAUUGAGAGAUAUUAUUAUUAGUGCUUGGUUUCUGAGGCUGUUAAUUAAAGACUGUAUUUUGUUUUUUUUUUUUUAUUUUUGAAGAAUGAGACUUUCUUCUUCUUCUUCUUCUACUGGGUUUAAUCAGCAGACUCCAGAAGGGGAUAAAAAAUGUUUGAAUUCUGAGCUAUGGCAUGCAUGCGCGGGGCCUCUUGUGUCUCUGCCUCACGUUGGAAGCCGAGUUGUGUACUUUCCACAGGGUCAUAGUGAACAGGUUGCUGCUUCAACCAACAAGGAAGUUGAUGCUCACAUCCCUAAUUACCCAAGCUUGCCUCCACAACUAAUCUGCCAGCUUCACAAUGUUACUAUGCAUGCUGAUGUUGAGACAGACGAAGUUUAUGCUCAAAUGACCUUGCAGCCAUUAAGUCAGGACGAUCAAAAGGAUGCUUACCUAUUGCCAGCAGAGCUAGGUACUGCCAGCAAACAGCCGACUAACUAUUUCUGUAAAACAUUGACUGCAAGUGAUACUAGCACUCACGGAGGAUUUUCUGUUCCUCGACGAGCAGCUGAAAAAGUCUUUCCUACUCUUGAUUACUCCCAGACGCCUCCAGCUCAAGAACUAAUUGCAAGAGAUCUUCAUGAUAAUGAGUGGAAAUUCAGACAUAUAUUUCGAGGACAACCCAAGAGGCAUCUUCUUACAACAGGAUGGAGUGUCUUUGUUAGUGCAAAGAGGCUUGUUGCUGGUGAUUCUGUCCUUUUCAUUUGGAAUGAGAAGAACCAAUUACUCUUGGGUAUUCGGCGAGCGAAUCGUCCUCAAACUUUCAUGCCUUCGUCAGUUUUAUCAAGUGAUAGCAUGCAUAUAGGUCUUCUUGCUGCUGCAGCUCAUGCAGCAGCCACUAAUAGCCGUUUUACAAUAUUUUAUAACCCCAGGGCUAGUCCUUCAGAAUUUGUCAUUCCCCUGGUCAAGUAUAUUAAAGCAGUAUACCAUACAAGGGUUUCUGUGGGCAUGAGAUUUAGGAUGCUAUUUGAGACAGAAGAGUCAAGUGUCCGCCGAUACAUGGGUACUAUAACUGGUAUUAGUGAUUUAGAUCCUGUUCGCUGGCCAAAUUCACAUUGGCGCUCUGUCAAGGUUGGCUGGGAUGAAUCCACUGCAGGGGAGAGGCAGCCAAGAGUAUCUUUGUGGGAGAUUGAGCCGUUAACAACAUUCCCAAUGUAUCCAUCUGCCUUCCCUAUGAGACUGAAAAGGCCAUGGCCAUCUGGGCUACCGUCUUUCCAUGGUCUGCAAGAUGGUGAUUUGAACAUUAAUUCACCAAUGAUGUGGCUUCAAGGAGGGGUUGGAGAUCUGGGAGUUCAAUCUUUGAACUUCCAGAGCUUUGGUGUUGCUCCUUGGAUCCAGCCAAGGUUUGAUACUUCUAUGCCAGCUCUACAACCUGAAAUGUACCAAACAAUGGCAGCUGCUGCACUUCAGGAAAUGCGAACAGUGGAAUCUUCCAAACUAGCUUCUCAAUCUCAUUUGCAGUUCCAACAAUCUCAAAAUGUAUCUAAUGGGCCUGCUGCUUUGAUUCAGAGGCAGAUGUUGCAGCAGUCCAAUCUUCAGCACGCACUUCUUCAAAACUUUCAAGAAAACCAGGCUUCAACACAGGCCCAGUUUCUACAACAACAUUUGCAGCAUCGCAAUCAGUAUACUGGUCAGCAGCUGCAACAGCAUCAACCACAGCUGCAGCAAGUUCAACAGCCUAAACAACUGAAUGAAUUGUCUGCCCCACAGCAGAUCCCGAAUGUAAUAUCAGCUCUGCCUCAUCUUACUUCAGUCGCCCCAUCCCAGUCUCCAUCUUUGCAGCCAAUUUCUUCCCAGUGCCAGCAGCAGGCCUUUUCAGAACCACUUGGAAACUCAAUUGCUGCAUCUGAUGUUUCUUCAAUGCACAGUGUCAUUGGUUCAUUAUCCCAGGAUGGAGGAUCCCACUUGCUUAAUUCUAAUGGAUCCAACCCUGUCAUCUCCCCUGCUUUAUUAUCAAAGCGAGCAGCAAUUGAUCCACAGCUUUCUUCUGGUGCUGCUCAUUGUGCGCUACCCCAGGUUGAACAGUUGAGAACUACACAAUCAACUGUGUCUGAUCUUGCUACCUUGUUAGCUCCAUUCUCUGGAAGAGAGUAUUCUACCUAUCAAGGUGCUAAUGAUCCACAAAACAAUCUGCUGUUUGGAGUUAACAUUGAUUCUUCAACCUUCAUGCUUCAGCAUGGGAUACCAAACCUGAGAAAUAUUGGCACUGAAAAUGAUCCGUUGUCUAUGCCAUUUGCUGCUUCAACUUUUACAAGUGCUACUGGAAGUGAUAUUCCACUUAAUUCAGACAUGACAGCUUCAAGUUGUGUAGAUGAAUCAGGUUUCUUACAGUCCUCUGAAAAUGUGGAUCAAGUAAACCCAUCAACAAGAACCUUUGUGAAGGUUCACAAGUCAGGGUCCUACGGGCGAUCACUAGAUAUUUCCAAGUUCAGCAGCUAUGAUGAGCUUCGCAGUGAGCUUGCUCGCUUGUUUUGCCUAGAAGGCCUAUUAGAGGACCCACAGAGAUCAGGCUGGCAGCUUGUAUUUGGUGACCGGGAGAACGAUGUGCUUCUCCUUGGUGAUGAUCCUUGGCAGGAAUUUGUGAACAAUGUCUGGUAUAUCAAGAUCCUAUCUCCUCUUGAAGUGCAACAAAUGGGCAAAGAAGGUCUCAGUCCUGCAGCUUCUGUCCCAAGCCAAAAGCUUUCUAAUAGCAACAGCGAUGGGCACAUGAAUACGCAGGGUUUUAGAAACUCAAGCAAUGGGAUUGCAUCUAUGGGGUCUCUUGACUACUAAGGCAGAUGCACAUAAAAAACCUGAAAUCACAUGACAAUUAACUGAAAAGCAAGUAACUAUAUUAUGGUACCUGUUAUAUCCACCGAACGUUAAUGUUACUUGAACCUUUUUCUGGUGGGUAAAGUGUCGUGCAUGGUCAGGUUAUCUAGCAUGUUACUGUAAAUUGUAAUUUACUAUAGGAGACUGUUUCUCUUAUCACUAUACUAGUAACGUCAUGGAAGUGUUAGGAGAAUGCAGCAUGGUAGUGGUUUGUUUGUUACCAGAUAAAGUUUUGAGAAAGUAAAUCUCUAUUCUCUUAUUAUUA
Molecule: messenger RNA, 3143 nt
Organism: Populus trichocarpa (black cottonwood)
Lineage: Eukaryota; Viridiplantae; Streptophyta; Magnoliopsida; Malpighiales; Salicaceae
Product: auxin response factor 6
Exons: 14
Coding region: 116-2839 (907 amino acids)
Biological process (GO): regulation of DNA-templated transcription; response to hormone
Cellular component (GO): nucleus
Molecular function (GO): protein binding; DNA binding
Source: RefSeq, a predicted model, not a curated record